This is a messenger RNA of Oncorhynchus masou masou (cherry salmon), 2368 nucleotides long. Its product is annotated as COP9 signalosome complex subunit 4-like. Gene Ontology annotation, cellular component: COP9 signalosome; cytosol. NCBI's taxonomy places the organism in Eukaryota, Metazoa, Chordata, Actinopteri, Salmoniformes, Salmonidae. The record is from RefSeq and is a predicted model, not a curated record. The coding region runs from base 37 to 1302 and encodes 421 amino acids. The transcript has 10 exons.
CGGCUGAUAAUUCUCGUUGACACUUCGUCGGAGAAAAUGGCGGCUGGAGUGAGACAGGAGCUUGCACAACUUAUGAAUUCAAGCGGAUCUCACAAAGAUCUCGCUGGAAAAUAUCGACAGAUUCUGGAGAAGGCCAUCCAAUUCACAGAUGCAGAACAAUUGGAAUCAUUAAAAGCAUUCGUCGAAGCAAUGGUCAAUGAGAAUGUCAGCUUAGUGAUCUCUAGACAGCUGCUGACAGACUUCUGCACAAACAUACCCAGUCUUCCUGACAGCACAGCCAAGUCAGUUUACCACUUCACACUAGAGAAGAUACAGCCCAGGGUCAUCUCAUUUGAAGAACAGGUGGCCUCCAUCAGACAGCACUUAUCCACCAUCUAUGAGAAGGAGGAGGACUGGAGAAACGCUGCUCAAGUUCUAGUGGGCAUUCCUCUGGAGACAGGACAGAAGCAGUACAACGUAGACUAUAAGUUGGACACGUACCUGAAGAUCGCCCGUCUGUACCUGGAGGAUGAUGACCCUGUUCAGGCCGAGGCCUACAUCAACAGAGCCUCUCUGCUCCAGAACGAGUCCACCAACGAACAGCUACAGGUCCACUACAAAGUGUGCUACGCCAGAGUGUUGGACUACAGGAGGAAGUUUAUCGAGGCUGCACAGCGGUACAACGAGCUCUCUUACAAGUCCAUCGUCCACGAGACAGAGCGUCUAGAGGCCCUGAAGCAUGCUCUUCAUUGCACCAUCCUGGCAUCAGCAGGCCAGCAACGCUCCCGUAUGUUAGCCACCCUGUUUAAAGACGAGCGCUGUCAGCAGCUGGCGGCCUACGGCAUCCUAGAGAAGAUGUACCUGGACCGCAUAAUCAGGGGGAACCAGCUGCAGGAGUUUGCUGCCAUGCUUAUGCCCCACCAGAAAGCCACCACUGGGGAUGGCUCCAGCAUAUUGGACAGAGCUGUUAUUGAACACAACCUGCUGUCUGCUAGCAAACUUUACAACAACAUCACGUUUGAAGAGCUAGGGGCGCUUCUGGAGAUCCCUCCCGCUAAGGAUGAUUAUCUCCAUGGUGAGGUCCCUGGUUACAGAUGCAGUCUGGCUGAGAAGAUCGCCUCCCAGAUGAUAACAGAGGGACGCAUGAACGGCUUUAUUGACCAGAUAGACGGAAUCGUCCACUUUGAGACACGGGAGCCCCUGCCCACCUGGGACAAGCAGAUCCAGUCUCUAUGUUUUCAGGUGAACAACCUGCUGGAAAAGAUCACUGCUGCUGCUCCUGAGUGGACAGCCCAGGCCAUGGAGGCUCAGAUGACCCAGUAGACUGACUGACAACCCCUGGCCUGGAACACUCCACAUGAUCACCCACACCAGGCACACCCCCUGGCCUGGAACACUCCACAUGACCACCCACACCAGGCACACCCCCUGGCCUGGGACAUCUCACAUGACCACCCACACCAGGCACACCCCCUGGCCUGGGACAUCUCACAUGAUCACCCACACCAGGCACACCCACUGGCCUGGGACAUCUCACAUGAUCACCCACACCAGGCACACCCACCGGCCUGGGACAUCUCACAUGACCACCCACACCAGGCACAUCCCCUGGCCUGGGACAUCUCACAUGACCACCCACACCAGGCACACCCCCUGGCCUAGGACAUCUCACAUCACCCCACACACCAGGGCACACCUGGCCUGGAAUACCCCACACACCAGGGCACAUCUCACAUGGCACCCUACUCCCUAUUCACUAUGGAGGGUGCGAUUUUGGCUGGGUGGCUGGGCUAAGUGCAAAGUUUUGUAAGAUCGUACUGUACUGAAGACUGCAAACACGAAAUUGUUCAGUUGAAACCAGCUGAAGCCAAAUUCUGUUGUAUUUUGGCAGGGGUUAAUAGAGCUUAGCCGAGCGCCCGGCCUUAGUAGUGGUAGGGGAAACACUGGCCACUCCUCCCCACAUACUCUCACUCUCUCUCUCACUGUCUCGCCCAUCUAAGUGUGAGACAUGUUCCAAUCUGGUACUUCUCUAGCAUGUUUCUCAGAAGAAGGCUGCUGUAUAUUAUGCUUGGAGUUUACCAUUCAUCUUUCUAGGACUAAUAAAUGGAUACUUGAAUCCAUAGGCUCAUCAAGUUACCAGUGGUUGCAAUCUCAUAUAUACUUUGAUUUCAUGUAAUACAAACCAGAGAACGCAAACAUUGAUGUCCCACGACGAAGGUGUUAGUGAUUCUAUUUGAAAUGUGAAAGACACACAGGCCAUGCCUACCGCCACUUAAUUUGUUGCUGUAUUCUUGUACAAUGAUUUUGUUACAUUCUGUUUGGAAACAUUUUGUCAGACCUGGAGUGCAACUUCAACAAAGAGAUGAAUAAAUCAAAAAAUAAGUCAGUG